AUGAUGCCCUUGCUUAUACUUAUUUUGACACCUUUAUCCACCGCGGAACCAUGCAAACCAAUUCAUGCACAAGCCCACGGAGUAAAUUUGGUGUGUUGUUCAUUGAAUCAAUCGCUAAUUCCCAGCUGCGAAUAUUCUUCAUUAUGCCGUGAUAUUUGCACAUGUUCACUAACUAUUAGCCGAGAUUUGGAUUGCAUUCAAUCAUCAAAUUCCAUCACCGAGCCUUAUGAAUGGAAAGAUCAUCAACCAAAUUCAGUGCCUUUGGAAUGUAAUAAACCAAAUCUUCCAAACGCUGAAGCUCCGUACUCUAUUAUGGUUGAGAAUGCGGAUGGGAGCGCCGCCUAUAAUUUUCUUUUGGGUGCCUGCAAUGCAAACGUCACAUCUAUUACAUUCCAAGACUACAAUCAACUUUUUGACACAAUCGACUUUUCAGCAUGCUUUCCGAACUUGAUGUCGUUUCAAAUAGUAUUAUUGCAAAGAAAACAGGCGAUUUUCACGAAAUCAUUGAAAAGUCUUCAAAAUCUUGACACGUUAUCUUUAGUGAACAUUGAUUUUGAAUUCUGGCAUCAGACACCGGCAUUCAGCGACAAAAUAACCUAUCUCCAUGUGGAAAACUCGUCAAUGUCGGAAAUUCCCAAAUGGUUGGCCAAAUGCGGUCAAUUAAAGACUGUGUAUCUCAAGAACACUCGAGCAUCAUCUCUCACAGCUUUUGCUCAACUUCCAAGAGUUCGCUUCCUCAAACUCUCACACAAUUUGUUCGCCAAUCUUCAUCAUCAUGUUUUUGCUUCUCCAGACCUUAUUCACGUGGAUUUAAGCGAAAAUAGAAUCGGCACAUUAGCAACUCACACGUUCGCAAAAUGCACAGAAAUUCGAGUUAUGGAUUUAUCGGGGAAUCCAAUAAAAAUGUUAUCCUACAAAUCAUUUGCAAAAAAUUCAAAAUUGAAAUGGUUAAAGCUGAGCAGAACAAAUAUUACGAAUUUAACACCGGACCAUUUUCAUGGACUGACAUCAUUAAAAACGCUGUCAAUGUCAAAAGUGCCAUUGCAAUCAAUUUCGAACUACGCAUUCCUUCCGUUGAAAUCGCUUAGGUACCUCGACUUGGAUUCAUGCAAUCUCACAAGAAUCCCACAUGCCGUCACAUUCAAUUGCCAUUUGACGCGCUUAAACGUGGCUAACAAUCUAUUUCAUCGAAGUUCAAGUUUACCGCCGGAGGUUCUUUCAGUUCUCAGUGGCCUUGCCCAACUCCGACUUGAUGGAAAUCCACUUACUGAAUUCCCGCCGUCCCUUCUAUUGAUUUCACGCGAGAAUAUGAGACUUCUUCGGCAUUUGCUGCAUACGAGCAUGACAUUGCCCAUGUGGAGCAUGGAGCCAUGCACGCCUUAUUACUGGGCGAUGCAUAUAACAAACAGGACGACGACUUUACGAAGCUUCCUAGCGCAGUACGAUGAGACCAAAAUGAAAAAAAGAGGAUUCGGAUAUUGCAAGGAUCAAUUUGAAUGGAUUAUGGAACAGAUGGAUAUAUACAGAGAGCUUGAGAAGACAAACGGAUGUACCACGCAGCGAAGAUUGCGAUCAUCGCACAACUUCCAAAAAGAGACCACCACAAUUAAACCAGAGGUAUUAAGCCACAAAAUUGAUAAUAUUUAUGAGCCACACUUUCAAACAAUCCCACAACUUUUACUUGCUUCCCUUAUUGGUAAUCUCCUUUUAAUUUUCACGCUUUUGAUAUGUUUGUGCAUGGCUUGUGCCUGUAAUAGUAGCAAAAGAGAAUAA
Molecule: messenger RNA, 1773 nt
Organism: Caenorhabditis bovis
Lineage: Eukaryota; Metazoa; Nematoda; Chromadorea; Rhabditida; Rhabditidae
Source: the annotation of a GenBank genome assembly